UAAUGUCUAUUAAGAAAAGAAGACAGAGACUUAUGAAGAAAGCACAAUAAGCUUGCAAUAAUCCCAAGCAACAAAGUGGUGUAAAUAUUGAGCAAGAGGAACUUUAUAACCUCUACUCCAAUACAAACUUUCAAACUUUCCAGCCCAAAAACUAAAACUACAAACCACACAUUAACCUGCUUUCUUACUCUUCAAACCGUUCCCAAUGGCAGAUUCAAUCCUCUUUGGGAUUGCACAGAAGAUCAUUGAAAACAUAGCUUCUGCAGCUGUGCAAGAGAUUGGAUCCAUCUGGGGUGUAGCUAAGGAGCUUUCUGGACUUGAAGAAACCAUUUCAACAAUCGAAGAUGUACUUCUUGAUGCUCAGGAGAAGAAGAACCAUAACCACCAGGUCAGCAGCUGGCUGAAGAAGCUUGAAGGUGUAAUUUACGAGGCUGAUGACUUGAUGGAUGAUGUCUCCACUGAAGCUUUGCGCCGACAAUUGAUGAGUGGAAGUAAUAUGAGCAAGAAGGUACGCACUUUCUUCUCAUCCUCCAACCAACUUGUGUUUCAUCGCACUAUGGCUCAUAAAAUAAAAGACAUCAAUGAUAGGCUAGCUGCAGUUAGUAAGAAUCGCACGGACUUCCAUUUGGAGGUGCACCAUGAGGAGUCUAGAGCUGUCCUUAGAACUAGGGAGCAAACUCACUCUUACAUACCUGAAGAAAAUGUUAUUGGAAGGGAGAGUGAUAGAAAGGCCAUCCUAGACCUUUUGUUAGAUACCAAAGUUGAAGAGGAUGUGUCAGUUUUGCCAAUAGUGGGUUUGGGAGGUUUAGGGAAAACCACACUUGCUCAAUUUGUGUUUAAUCAUGAGAAGGUUCGAACCAAUUUUGAUUUAAAAAUUUGGGUGUGUGUCUCUGGAAAUUUUGAUGUGAAAUCUCUUGUUGAGAAAAUUAUUAAAUCAGCAACUGAUCAUUGUGAAAAGAACCAAGAGAUGGAUCAACUACAAAGGAAACUUCAAAAGGAGAUAAAUGGAAAGCGUUAUUUCCUUGUACUUGAUGACGUAUGGAAUGAGAACAGAGAAGAAUGGCUAAAAUUGAAAAAUUUAUUGUCAAAAGGUGCAAAGGGGAGUAGAAUAAUCAUAACCACUCGUAGUCAAAGAGUUGGAGAGAUUACUACUGACACAAUGAAACCAUAUAAGUUAGGGAUUUUGGAUAAAGAUAAUUCAUGGUCUUUAUUUAAAAAUGUGGCUUUUAAGCCUGGGCACGAGCCAAAUAACCCCAACACUAAGAAAACUGCAAUGGAAAUUGUGGGCAAGUGUGGUGGUAUUCCUCUCGCCAUUAGGACAAUUGGAAGCAUGCUCUAUUCCAAACCAGAAGCACAGUGGUCGUCUUUCCUUGAAAUGGAAUUUUUAAGGAUGCCUCAAAAUGAAAAUAAUAUUUUACCCACUCUCAAACUGAGUUAUGAUAACCUCCCAUCAAACUUGAAAUGUUGUUUUGCUUAUUGUAGUUUAUUUCCAAAAGAUUAUCAAAUUGAAGUUGCCAUGUUAAUAAAACUGUGGAUGGCACAAGGAUUUAUUAAGCCAUCAAGUUCAGGUCAUUCUUUGGAGGAGGCAGGGUUUGAGAUUUUUAAUGAAUUACAUUUGAGGUCAUUCUUUCAAGAAGUAAAAGAAAAUGAUUGGACAAAAAAAUUAGAAAGUAAAAUGCAUGACCUCAUGCAUGAUCUUGCGGUACAAGUAGCAGGAACCGAGUGUGCUACAUUGCAUUCUGUUGGAGAAAAUAUCGAUGGAAGAACUCGGCAUGUAUCUUUCAAUUUCGAUUUAAAUCCAUCAUGUCAGUUUCCAACUUUUUUGUCUAAGGAAAAUAGGAUUCGAACAAUACUUUUUCCUCCACUAUGGGGGAAUUCAGGAAUGUUAGUAAGUUGGGAUGUUGUUUUAGUUUUGAAGGUCUUGCGUACAUUAGAUCUUCAUCAUUCUGGGAAAGUGCCAAGUUCUAUUGGCAAGUUGAAGCAUUUGAGGUAUCUUGAUCUUUCUCGUAAUUAUGAGAUCAGGACACUACCAGCUUCAAUUUCCAAGCUGCAGAAUUUGCAGACACUGAAACUAUCAGGUUGCACUAAUUUAGUAGAAUUGCCAAGAGACUUGAAGAAGCUAGUGAAUCUCAGGCAUCUUGAGAACGAUGGAUGUGAUAGUUUGACUCAUAUGCCUCUUGGGCUGGGACAAUUGUGCAAUCUUGUGACUUUAAAUGAGUUCGUAGUGAAUGAGAAGGGCGUGGGUCCUACCAAUAAGCCGCAUGAUCAAGGUCAGGUGGGUGUGGGUGGUCUUAAUGAAUUAAUGGAACUCAACAACUUAAGAGGAGAGUUGGAUUUAAGAAACUUGAGAUAUGGAAAAGAUGCGAGUGAAGAAUAUAAGGAUGCAAAGUUGAAGGAAAAACAACAUCUUCAUACCUUGCAGUUAAGCUGGUCAAUUCGAAACAAUGAUAGUGAUGACAAUGUUGACGCAACGUCCGAGGGUGAGGAUUAUGAAAUUACAUUGGAAAGCUUGCAACCACACCCAAAUCUUAAAAAAUUACGUAUAUUUGAUUAUAGGGCCGGUGUUAGACUUGCAAGUUGGUUUUCCUCGCUUACAACACUUGACAGAUUGGUCUUAGGACGUUGUGGGAAAAUAAAAAAUGUGUCACCACUGAGUCAACUCCCCUGUCUCAAAUCAUUGAAGUUGGUGUGGUUGUCUUCGUUGGAGUAUAUUUCAAACAGUAAUGUGAUGUCAGUACCGCUACUGGCUACCUUACAAAGGCUUGAGCUUGAAAGCUUACCCAAUCUAAAGGGAUGGUGGAAGGAUGUUAGUGAAGAAGAAGAAGAAGAAGAUAUACCUCCAUUCGAAUGUCUUUCUCAAUUAACUAUCAGCCAUUGCCCCCAGUUGACUUCGAAUAUGCCACUUUACCCCUAUCUGGAAGGAGAGCUUGAGUUGACUGAUAUUUAUAGGUUCAAGACUUUUGAACGAACACAACGGAUGAAGAUGAAGAUGAUGGAUUCUUUCUCUCCUCUCUCAAAGUUGACUUGGCUCAAAAUUGAAAGGAUUGAGAGUCUACAGUCUCUGUCAGAGGUGUUAACCUCUAGCCUCAUUUCUCUUAGGAAGCUGUGUAUCUGGGAGUGUCCAAAAUUAAAGACCUUGUUACCUGCUUUUCAACAUCUCACCUCUCUUCAAGAACUAGAGAUUCGCAGUUGCCAUGAGGUUGACAUAUACGGAGACGGUGGGGAUGAGAAUAUGUGGCAAGCUCUUCAAAGCCUUCUUAUUCUCAACUUACAAGAUCUUCCACAACUGGAAACUCUCACUGACGGGCUUCAACAACUUACCUCCCUCAAGAAGCUUACACUGGAAGAGUGUAAGAGUUUGGUGGGUAUUCCAGAAUGGAUCGGCAACUUCAAAUCACUUCGAGAGCUUCGUAUUGGGGGUUGCAACAAAUUGACAUCGCUUCCUGAAGGAUUGCAUCAGCUCACCUCUUUGCAAUCACUUGAUAUUAGAGAUUUGGCACAACUGGAAACUUUCCCUGAUGGGCUACAAGAACUUACUUCCCUCCAGGAACUAAAAUUUUAUGCCUGUGAGAGUUUGGCGGAUAUUCCGGAAUGGAUCGGCAACCUCAAAUCACUUCGAGAGCUUGGUAUUGGGGGUCCCAACAAAUUGACAUCGCUUCCUAAAGGAAUGCGUCAGCUCACGUCUUUGCAAGAACUUUCUAUUAGAGAUUGUGAUCCUAUCUUAAACAAAAGAUGUGAAAGGCAAACGGGCGAGGAUUGGCAUAAGGUUUCUCACAUCCCACGGUUGUGCAUAGAUAAUGAAAGGAUUAAUCCUCCACAAGAACCAUCCACUUCUUCUUCUUCAGCAGCUCUUGAGAAGAUAUUUAAGAGUUUCAGGAGACUACAGUUGUGCAAUAAAUGAGAAUGUCUAUAAGAUUGCUCUCACAUCCCCAAGACUAGUACUCUUUUCCUUGAUUCACAACCAUUCACUUCUUCAUAUACCCAAAAAAACAAAAAAACAUUUAUCAACAUCUUGUUGGGAAGAUAUAUUUAAAGAGUUUCGGGCUGCUGCAAUUGUGCAAUAACUGGAUGUCUGUUGGCGAAGAUCCCAAACAGAGCAUGAACAAACUUGAGCUAUAAUAGAGAAUUAAGGAAUGGAUUUUAUUCAAUACUAUGGAUUGUGCAAAUGUGCAACAAAUUCAAGCAUGGUAAGGAAUCUCAGCUGUACGCCUGACCUUACAAUUCACUCCUGAAUUGGAAAGAAUGAAGAUCAUCACAAGAUUGAUGGACAAUCAUGGAAACUUAUGAAAAACAUUCCAACCCAUCUUCUAAGAAAGACCUUGCUUAACGUUUCUUCCUGUAUCAAGUUCAAGUCUCUGUUUGGCUUCUAGCUUGAGUAGACGAUUGAAGCUUGACCAUGUUACAUGGAGGAAAUACGGAUCUUGGUGCUAUGAGCAUCAUUGAUGCAGGAGACUUGUUACUGAAAAGCAUUUUGCAGGUCCAACACCACUGGUGUAACUGGCCCCAAAAAAUGGUUGGUGAGAUUUUUCAGUGUGUUACCACAUCAAAAGUUGCAUAAAAAGAGUGAAACUCAAUGUCAUCGGUACUAAAGUAAUGUUAUGAUGGUGGAUCCAAGCAUUCAAAUGGUAACCAUAAAAUUUGUUUUGCGAUUGCAUUCUGCUCAUAAUUCUUUGUCACAUAUAAACUUUUGAGCUUGUUUUUCAUAUAAAAAACUUAUGACCUUUUAUGCGACUCAUGCCACAAAUUUCAUCAUUCCCUGAAAGAAAACCAGAGUAAAAUGGACGGUGAUUGGCUUAAGAUUGCUCGUAGCUUUUGGGUUGGUUUCCUCAGAGAAAUGCUCACAGUCCUCACAUUUGUAUAGAAGUUGAGCACAGAACAUUCCCAAGGCUUCAGAGUUAGAAGAUGCUCUGAGACAUUUCCUUAUAAAAAAUUAUGGGAAAAAAAUAGAGUUUUUAAUCCACUGCAGGAACCUCAGCAGUAUGCCUGACCUUAUGAUCCACUCCUGAAUGAGAAACGAGGAUCGUCAGAAGAAUAUUGAUGGACGUUCAAGGAGGCAAAUUUCAAUUCAUGAUAUCCAAAUGCGAACUUCUCUUCUAAGAAAGCUCUUGUUUCUUGUUUCGGCCUACAUCAACUUCACGUGUGUGAUAUUCACAAAUAAAAAGUGACAGUUGUUGAUCAGUUUUGAUUGUAAAUUAAGUCAGCAGUAAAAUCCCAAGGCCAAAAAAAGUUUUCUAUUCUACCAACCACUGUUUUAACCGAUUCUUACCUAACAUAUUAUCACCUGGAAUAUAUUUUUCUUUCCCACUUCAUAACAAGUAUUUUGAAGCCAAACUUACAUUCUGUAUAUCUGUCUCCUUCUAAUAAAAUCUAUCCCAUCCACAACUGCCGCACUCUAUCCUUGCCUCAUGUCUCUUUGCAAUGCCCACACUUGGAACCCAGGAUCAAAAAGACAUUUUUCCGGUUAAUUUACCACAAGGAUACAAGAUAUCAGGCAAGACCAAUCUUUCAAUUCUGAUCUUGUAUAGGACUCCUUUGAAAAGAACAGAUGAAUCUAUAUUAAUCCUUGGAUUUGUCUUGUGCCCUACUGAACUAUACCCUCUUUCUUGAUCUUUUAAGUUUUCAUUUUCAUUUUGUUCUUGUGUAUGGAUGAAAAUAUCAGCA
Molecule: messenger RNA, 5661 nt
Organism: Ziziphus jujuba (common jujube)
Lineage: Eukaryota; Viridiplantae; Streptophyta; Magnoliopsida; Rosales; Rhamnaceae
Product: putative disease resistance protein RGA3
Exons: 8
Coding region: 206-3901 (1231 amino acids)
Biological process (GO): defense response to fungus
Molecular function (GO): protein binding; ADP binding
Source: RefSeq, a predicted model, not a curated record